UGUGAGAAGAAUGUUCGCAAAGGCAAUAUCGCAUCUGUGGCAAUGGCAAACCAACACUAGAGAUGCUGUAGUCACAAAGACUUGAGAUAAUGCAGAUGGGUGAAGGUUAUGAUCCUGACCGUUUCUUUGAUCGAGUUCUUCAUGGUUUUAAAUGCUGCAUUUGUCAGUGUGUGUUAAACGAGCCACGAUUAUGCCAGGCAGAAGAACAUAAAUUUUGUUUAAACUGCAUAUCUCAACAUCUUCCUAAUUCCCAGACAUGCCCAGUAUGUCAGCAACCCCUCACUUUGGAAACUUUAAAAUGUCCUGCAAAAGAAUUUAAGAACGUGUUAUCAGAGCUGAGAAUUAAGUGUGAAUACAACAAUCGAGGGUGUCCGGAACAUGUUGAGCUUGGAAAUCUACAAAAUCAUGUGAAUAAUUGUGAAUACCGUCCAGUAACGUGUGAAGAGUGUCACCUUGAAGUAAAUGCAAAAGAUGAAGACAACCACAAGAAGAGUUUCUGUCAGCUUGGUGGAGCCAAUAUUCAGGGUUUAAAAGAUAUCAAACUGCGUCAAGAAGAAAUGAAAGAAGAUUUCACGAUUAUCAGAGCAAGACAGAAAGAAUUCGACGAUAAACAAAAGGAACUAGAAGAAACUCAGGACGCGUAUGGACAGAAGGUAGAUGAUAUUGACCGUGAUUUGGAUGAAAUGGAGGGUAAUCAGAGAAGACAGAAACGGAAACUGGAAGAAAUCAUCGAUAAUUGUGAACAAAUUUUUACAAAAUUGAAUAAAAUUGAGGAUUAUCAGAAUUUACAAAGGCAGGAACUGAGUGAAGUCACCAAUAGUUGUGAAGAAAUUCAGACAUUCACGAAUACAGUUCAAGACGAAAUGAGAAGCGAAGUGACAGGAAUUAACGCACAAGUAAAGGAAAUUAAGAAAAGGGUGAAAGAAUCGGAUCCUUACAGAAAUGAAGCGCGAAUUAUGUUUCUUGAAAUGGCAGAAAGAAAUGAACGCUUUAAGACAUCCCAAGAUAAAUUGAAAACGCAGAUGCGUGAAAUGGAAGGAAGACUAAAUAGUAUCGAGACAAAUGUCAACAAACUGACAACGUCUCAAGCUGAGCUGUAUAUUCAGCAUCUUCAAAUGGCAAGAAAACAAGAUCAAAUCGAAGUGAGACAAGAUGAGACGAAGAAAGCUCUUGACGAGAUGAAAAAAACCCAAUCAGGAAUUAACGAGAAAGUUGAGGAAAUGGAGGUGACGAAAGAGCGACUUGAAAGAGUUGAAGAAUUAUUUCUCAAUCAUUUAUCACAAAUAGAUAUUAACACUGUUCACAAAAAUAGUGCUCAUGCAAUUGACCCCACAAUUUCAGCCAAGAAACAAGACGUUAUUAUCAUUGGCGGUGACUAUAGCGAUGAAGACAUCCGUCCUUUGGAUACUGUUGAAAUAUACAGUAUUGCUGAGAAAAAGUCUAUUAUGUUUCCAAGACUCAAUAAUCGCCGAAGUAAAACAGCAUCGUUUGUUCACAACAAUAACGUCCUUGUCGCAGGCGGUGUGGGUGUGGAUGAUGCCAUUGACACAAUAGAAGCGUUAAAUAUGAAGCAGUGUCCUUUGCGAUGGACAAUGUUUGAUGGUAACUUGCCGGCAAAGUUAAGAGGCCAUGCCGCCCUUGUUUAUGAAGAUAAAUUGAUUUCUAUUGGCGGAUUCAACGAGGAUGAAAAUAUGAUAUCUGAUGCCAUAUACCAGACUGCUCUUAUUCCGCCUCACACGUCGAGGUUGCUGACGAGAAUGAAAGAGCCACGAUAUGAACACAGAGCAGAGAUAGUUAAUGGAAAGGUAUUUAUCUUGGGUGGAUCAACAACCGAGAGUUAUGAGGAUGCUACUGACGGCGUUGUUGUUUAUGAUUUGGUUGAGAAUAACUUUACGCCAUGUCCAUCGUUACCUAAGCCUGUUUUUGAAAUGUCCACAGUCAUUUGGGGUGAUAAGAUCAUCGUUCUCGGUGGUUUGGAUAACAAUGGUCGAAUAUUAGAUGACGUCAUCAUCUAUGAGACUGAGACGGGGCAAAGUAGGUGGCUUCCCUCCAUGAUUAAUAAAAGGAGCGGCAGUUGUGCCGUCAUCAUGAAUGACGUCAUUAUCGUGUUUGGUGGACGGAAUGAUGAGCAGGGAUGUCUCAACUCGGUGGAAACCUUUACCAUUGGUGGAGAUGGCUGGAAAGAACUGCCUAGAAUGAUAGAAAAAAGAUGGAAUGCAACCGCUGUUGUGAAACCUCACAUCUGA
Messenger RNA from Dendronephthya gigantea, 2246 nucleotides. RefSeq lists its product as uncharacterized. Lineage: Eukaryota; Metazoa; Cnidaria; Anthozoa; Malacalcyonacea; Nephtheidae. Gene Ontology annotation, molecular function: protein binding. The transcript is spliced from 7 exons. Bases 90 to 2246 code for a protein of 718 amino acids. The record is from RefSeq and is a predicted model, not a curated record.